GAGACUGGGAUAUGCAUAUGCAGCUGACUAAAGCAGGCUACAUGCUGGACUGUAACAGAGAGGAAACAAUAAAUCUUAACUACUAUGCAAUAAAUAUUCCCAAUUUUAACUAAGGAAUCUAUCCUCAUAGUGAAAUUAAAAAAUCAACAGUUUAUCCAAGCUUGAUUACCAAAGUGCUCUUCUCCAGUCCUUUUUCCAAAGACUUCAAGGGAAAUUAAGAACAAAUUUUAAGAAAGACGAAGAAAAAGUUUUUGUUAAAGCAGGAAAGGAAAGUAAUAAUAACAUGUCAGUUUUCCUUUCCUUUGCUUUCCUGGCAGCGAUUCUUCCUCAUAUAGGCUGUAAUAACCAGCGUCGGGGUUCAGAAGCCAGUGGGAGAAGAUUUAACCGGAUUCAGCACGGGCAGUGCACCUAUACUUUCAUUCUGCCAGAACAGGACGGGAACUGUCGUGAAAGCACGACAGACCAAUACAACACAAAUGCUCUUCAGAGAGAUGCUCCUCACGUGGAACAGGAUUUCCCUUCCCAGAAACUGCAACAUCUGGAACAUGUGAUGGAAAAUUAUACUCAGUGGCUGCAAAAAAAAGGGAAAAAUGGGUUUGGAGGUGUAGCGCUUGAGAACUACAUUGUGGAAAACAUGAAAUCGGAGAUGGUGCAGCUGCAGCAGAAUGCUGUGCAGAACCACACGGCCACCAUGCUUGAGAUAGGGACCAGUCUCCUCAGCCAGACAGCAGAGCAGACAAGAAAACUCACGGAUGUUGAAACCCAGGUGCUAAAUCAAACAUCCAGACUUGAAAUUCAGCUACUAGAAAAUUCACUGUCAACAUACAAGCUAGAAAAACAGCUGCUACAACAAACACAUGAAAUCCUGAAAAUUCAUGAGAAAAACAGUUUACUUGAACACAGAAUUUUAGAAAUGGAAGAAAAACAUAAAGAGGAGCUGGACACUUUGAAGGAAGAAAAAGAGAACCUACAGAGCUUGGUCACACGACAAAGCUACAUAAUCCAGGAGCUAGAGAAGCAGUUAAACAAGGCAACAAGCAAUAAUAGUGUCCUGCAGAAACAGCAGCUUGAACUGAUGGAUACAGUUCACACUCUGAUCUCUCUUUGUUCUAAGGAAGGAGUUUUACUAAAAAAUGUAAAAAGAGAAGAAGAAAAGCCUUUCAGAGACUGUGCAGAUGUAUACCAAUCUGGUUUUAACAAAAGUGGGGUCUACACUAUUUAUAUUAACAAUGUCUCAGAUCCUAAAAAGGUCUUUUGCAAUAUGGAAAUUGCUGGAGGCGGGUGGACAGUUAUACAGCACAGAGAAGAUGGAAGCCUGGAUUUUCAAAAAAGCUGGAAAGAAUACAAAAUGGGUUUUGGUAGCCCAUCAGGUGAACAUUGGCUGGGAAAUGAAUUUAUCUUUGCAAUAACAAGUCAGAGGCAAUAUUCUCUAAGAAUUGAAUUAAUGGACUGGGAAGGAAACCGGGCAUAUUCGCAGUAUGACAGAUUUCACAUAGGAAAUGAAAAGCAGAAUUACAGGCUUUAUUUAAAAGGCCACAGCGGAACAGCUGGAAAACAGAGUAGCCUGAUUUUACAUGGUGCUGAAUUCAGUACAAAAGAUGCUGACAAUGACAACUGCAUGUGUAAAUGUGCUCUCAUGUUGACUGGAGGGUGGUGGUUUGAUGCCUGCGGUCCCUCCAAUCUCAAUGGAAUGUUCUAUACAGCUGGGCAAAACCAUGGAAAGCUCAAUGGCAUCAAGUGGCACUACUUCAAAGGCCCCAGUUACUCCUUGCACUCCACCACCAUGAUGAUUCGUCCCUUGGAUUUUUAAAGGCAUUUGGUGGUGAAUCCCAGAACAAACCAGGAUGACACUGCCCUCAGCAGCACCACUAUGACAGUUUGAAGGUAAAAGGUGAAGGUCUUCUUAAAAGCAACAUGUAGGGAUGAUGAAAAGUUGCUUCAUUAUCACCCCAUA
Molecule: messenger RNA, 1954 nt
Organism: Melopsittacus undulatus (budgerigar)
Lineage: Eukaryota; Metazoa; Chordata; Aves; Psittaciformes; Psittaculidae
Gene: ANGPT1
Product: angiopoietin 1
Exons: 10
Coding region: 284-1810 (508 amino acids)
Biological process (GO): angiogenesis; Tie signaling pathway
Molecular function (GO): receptor tyrosine kinase binding
Source: RefSeq, a predicted model, not a curated record